AUGGGAAAGCUAGUGCGGCUCGAGAUAUACAACUUCAAGUCCUACCGCGGACGCCAUACCCUCCUCUUCGGCGACUCGUACUUUACAUCCAUCAUCGGCCCCAAUGGAUCCGGAAAGUCGAAUAGCAUGGACGCCAUCUCCUUCGUCCUGGGAGUCAGGUCGUCCCAUCUACGGUCCGAGAAGUUGAAAGACAUGGUCUACCGUGGCAGGAUCAUCCAGGAAGCUAGGAUCAAUGCCGAUGGCACCGUAACUGAAGCUGAUGGCGAUGCGGGUGGCGACGCGAAUGGUAAUUCCAAUGGCGACUCACAGGAGAACGGCGAUUCGCAAGCCAGCACCCAGCGCAACGAUCCACAGAACGCCUGGGUCAAGGCCGUUUUUGAGGAUGAUGCUGAGCAGACACACGAGUGGCAGCGUACCAUUACGAGCUCUGGCUCAAGCGAGUACCGCAUUAACAACCGGGUCGUCACUCAGAAACAGUACGGCGAGGCGCUUGAGGAGCACAGCAUUUUGGUCAAGGCGAGGAACUUCCUCGUCUUCCAGGGUGACGUCGAGAAAUUGGCGACGACAGCACCAGAACAGCUCACACUGCAAGUCGAGCGCAUUUCCGGUAGUCUGGAGCAGAAGGCCGAGUACGAUCGUCUGAAGGAAGAGUCAGAGGCCGCCACCGAGGACAACGCGAAACAUCUGCACGAGCGUCGCGGUAUCAACGGAGAACUCAAGACAUACCAGGAACAAAAAGCCGAAGCCGACGAAUACGAGAAGAAGCUUGCCGAGCGCGAUGAAGCCAUUGUCACCAAGAAUCUUUGGAAGCUCUACCUAGACCAGCAGGUUAUGGAGAAGGCGCGGAAUAAGAUUGCCAGUCAUCAAGAGGAGCUCAAAGAGCACAAGCGCAGCGUCGAAAAGUACCAUCAGAGACACGAGGCGGAAAGGCAGGCCGAGGCUAAGAUCAGGCGAGAUCUUACCAAGACGGACCGCAACACCAAAGCUAAGGAGAAGGAGAUUGAAGACGCCUCCAACGAGCUCGCACCCAUCGAAGAGAAAAUCCGACUGUCCAACGAGACGCGCCGAAAGUACGAGAGCAGACUUGACGAACUCCGAAAGAAGCGCGACGCAGAAAAGAAGGCAGUCGAAAAGUGCCAGAAGGAUCUUGAUCUGGUGCAAAAGGCUGAGAAGAAGUGGGAGGAUGACUUCAAGGCUGCUGCUCAGAAUCAAGGUCGUGAGCUUUCCGAGCAGGAUCUCCAAGAGUACGGUCGACUGCGCAGCGACGUUACGAAGCGGACACACGGAGAUCAGAUGCAGAUAGACAAGCUCAAGCGGGAGGUCGAGACAGACAGGGAUCAAGUCAAGAAUCUCCAGCAGAGCGUUGACAGCCAUGAAAAAGCUAUUGAAAAGCUGAGUGCAGACAUCAGUAAGCUCGAAGAACGCCAGCAAGCCUCCAAGACACAGAUCAGGGAUCUCGAAAGUGCAAGAGCCGCCAAACAGCAGGAACUCGACAGGCUUCAGGCCGACCGAAAGCAGAUCGAGAUGCAGUACUACGAGAAGAAUCAACUGCUACAAGAGGUUCUGAAGCAGCUCAGUAUUGUAGAAGGUAGCCGUCGAGAGUCAAGGAAGCAGCAAGAGGCCCGCAGGACCAUUGAUCGCUUGAAAACUCGCUUCGGAUCCGAGAAAGUACACGGUCGUUACAAGGAUCUCAUCACGCCAAAGAUGCAAAAGUACCGCAAGGCCAUCGGUCGCGUGCUCGGACACCAGAUGGACACCGUCAUUGUCGACACGGAAGCUACUGCCAAAUCUUGCAUCGAGUACCUCAAGGCAGAACGCAUUGGAGUCAUGUCUUUCAACCCAUUGGACUCUAUCCAGAUCCAGGCAGUAGACCCUCAACUGAAGGGUAUGCACGAAGGCAUGCGACUUGCCAUAGACUGUAUCAACUACGAGCCCAAACAUGAGCGAGCGAUGACUGCCGCCUGCGGUAACACCAUGAUCUGUAAUACGGAGAAGCUCGCGAAAGAGCUCAGAUACCAGAGGCGCAUCGAGGUCAAAGCGGUCACCUUGGAUGGACGUGUCAUUGGUAAGGGUGGAACACAGACAGGUGGUGAGCUUGACCGCGAUGACGAUUCUAGCGAACAACAAUGGGACGAGCGAUCUUACCAGGCCCUGCUAGACAAGAAAAACAGAUACGAAGAGGAGCUUCGUGCCCUUCCCAAGCAGGACCGACAGUACACCCAAGAACAAGCUCUCCAGGUCGAGCUACUAGACCUGGAGGAGCAAAUCACCCGAGCAAAAGAGGAAGCCCGAGCGCUUGGACGUAAUAUCGAGAGUGUGAAGAAGGAGCUGGCGCAUCACAAGAGCGAGCUGAAGGGAGUUCGUCCCAAUUACGAAAAGCAGGCACAACGGUUACAGAACCGAGAGGCAGAACUCGAGAGCCACCAAGACUCAGUGAACCAGGUCAAUGAUCAGGUAUUCGCCGCAUUCUGCCAACGACUCGGUUACGAGUCUAUACGCGACUACGAAGCCCAACAGGGCACUGUCCAGCAAGAAGCAGCUGAAAAGCGUCUUGAGUUUAGCAAGCAGCGUAGCAGGCUUCAAUAUCUAAUGAAGCAGGUUGACUCAUCCCACAGAGGCGUUGAAGAGCGCCUCAAGCAAGCAGAGGAGGAGAUCAAGCGCAAGACUGCCGAUAUCACUGAGCUUGAAGCUAAGCGAGAAGAGCUGCAAAGCGCCCGAGACGUUCUCCAGGCCGAGUUGGAAACGCUACAGGACCAGCGAACCCGUUUAGAGCAGAAAUUGGCUGAACGAGUUGCGGCUGUCAAGGAGGCACGACGCACACUGGACCAGCGCAACGAAAAGGUCAAGAACGUACUAAAGGAGGUCGACGAAGAAGAUGCAAAGAUCAAAUCGAGCGCGACGAACCGCUACAACGUUCUUAAGGAGUGUCGAGUGAACGAGAUCAAGAUUCCACUUACAGAAGACUCAAAGCCACUGACGUCGCUACCGAUGACCGACAUGCCGCGACCGGACGCCGAUGCUAUGGACGUUGACGAGGAUCCUGAUUCGACCCAAAUACAACCUGCAGAAGUGGAUGACUACGGCAUCGACGUCGACUUUGACGAGCUAGACGAAGAGUUAAAGACAGAAAUUGUCGAGAUACUCGAAACUGAGGACGAACAAGAUGACCGUGUACAAUCCCAGAAGCUCAAGGCUGCUGAAUCCAAGUUGACUGACGUGAUUGCAAACCUUGAGACCGACAUCAACAAGGCUACACCCAACAUGCGCGCCGCCGAGCGUCUCGCUGCAACAGAAACGCGUCUCAAGGCUAUAGAUGAGGCGUUCGCCGAGACACGCAAGCGCGCAGCGGCUGCAAAGAAGGCGUUCGAGGAAGUCAAGACGAAACGCUACGAUCUUUUUAUGAAGGCAUUCAACCACAUUUCCGAGAAUAUCGGCGGCACAUACAAGGAUCUGACCAAAUCGCCACAGUUCCCGCUCGGAGGGCAGGCCUACCUCGACAUGGAAGACAGCACAGAGCCGUAUCUAGCAGGUCUCAAAUACCACGCCAUGCCGCCGCUCAAGCGUUUCCGUGACAUGGAGCAUUUGUCAGGUGGUGAGAAGACCAUCGCUGCAUUGGCCCUGCUGUUUGCGAUUCACAGCUAUCAACCUUCGCCAUUCUUUGUCCUCGACGAGGUGGACGCUGCACUGGAUAACGUCAAUGUUAGUCGGGUUGCCAAGUACGUCCGCGAACAUGCUAGUCCGGGUAUGCAAUUUAUUGUUAUCUCCUUGAAGGCAGGCUUCUUCCAGGAGAGUGAGACACUGGUGGGCGUUAUGCGAGAUCAGGGUAAGAUGACGAGCAAGUACCUCAGUCUAGACUUGCGGAAAUAUCAACCUGCUUAG
Messenger RNA from Alternaria arborescens, 3879 nucleotides. Its product is annotated as Structural maintenance of chromosomes protein 1. Gene Ontology annotation, cellular component: cohesin complex; nucleus; chromosome. NCBI's taxonomy places the organism in Eukaryota, Fungi, Ascomycota, Dothideomycetes, Pleosporales, Pleosporaceae. The coding region runs from base 1 to 3879 and encodes 1292 amino acids. Gene Ontology annotation, molecular function: ATP hydrolysis activity; DNA binding; protein binding. The transcript has 4 exons. The record is from RefSeq and is a predicted model, not a curated record. Gene Ontology annotation, biological process: sister chromatid cohesion.